GAGUUAGAGAGGGGGUUGGGGGGAGAGAGCGCGGGCGCCGCCACCGAGGCUCAGUUGUCCAGCUCUCCCCGAUGUGUACACACGCUACUCAACAUCUUAUUAUAUAUUCCUAUAAAAAUGAAGCUGGUACAUAAGGAAAUCGACAAGGAUGGCCGAGGCAAGAUGGUGCUGUUGCCGGAUGAGGGGGAGGAUAUGUGGCACACUUACAACAUCAUGAUGGAGGGUGAUUGCCUCAGGGCUACCACUAUCAGGAAAGUCCAGCAAGAAUCUGCCACAGGAUCGUCGUCUUCAUCCCGAGUUCGUACGACCAUCACCAUUCGAGUUGAGGCCAUCACUUUUGACACCGGGGCAUGUAUGCUUAGAGUAAAGGGUCGCAAUGUUGAAGAAAAUCAAUACAUUAAGAUGGGUGCAUACCACACAGUGGACUUGGAACCCAAUAGAAAGUUCACUCUCUUUAAGGAACAGUGGGAUUCUGUUACUUUAGAACGUGUGAAUAAUGCUUGCGACCCAGCUAAGCAUGCAGACCUGGCAGCUGUGGUGAUGCAAGAGGGCCUGGCAUUUGUCUGCCUUAUUACAUCUGCCAUGACUGUUGACCGAGCUAAGAUAGAUGUGAACAUACCAAAAAAAGGAAAGGCUGAUGACACUCAAAGAAAGAAGGCAGUUGCUAAGUUCUUCGAUCAGGUGAUGGCUGCUAUCAUACGUCAUCUAAACUUUGACGUUGUUAAAGCAGUAUUGAUUGCAUCUCCAGGCUUUGUAAAAGAUCAGUUCUUCGAAUACAUGAUGAGAAAUGCUGUGCAGACAGAUAACAAACUCUUGUUGGAAAACAAGGGUAAAUUUGUCCUUGUGCAUUCAUCUAGUGGCUUCAGGCACUCUCUCAGGGAGGUGCUUGAAGACCCAGCAGUAACUGCAAGGCUGGCAGACACUAAGGCUGCUGGAGAAACUAAGGCUCUUCAGCAGUUCAUGACCAUGUUAGGAACUGACCCUGACCGUGCUUAUUAUGGCAUCAAGCAUGUUGAGAGAGCCAACGAUAGCCAGGCCAUUGAAACUCUACUGGUGUCUGACAGUCUGUUUAGAUCGAAGGAUUUGGAAGAGCGGCAAAGGUACGUGAGGCUGGUGGAUGGUGUAAAAGAGAAUAGCGGGGAUGUGAAGAUAUUCUCCAGCCUUCAUGUUUCUGGUGAACAACUGGACCAGAUGACUGGUGUGGCAGCCAUUCUCCGCUUCCCCAUGCCAGAGAUAGAGGAGGAAGACCAUGCGUUAGAUUCGGACGAAGAAUAAUAUGAAUAUUAAAUAGCAAUCCUCUUUGUAGAUUUUUUUUUUAAAGUAUGCAGUUCAUUGUUUUUAACAACAUUGAUACAAUAUUUUUGUUUAUAAUCCAGAUUUAUGGGUAGACCACAAUCUCUUGUGUUUUACUGCAAUGUAAAAGUUUUAUUUUGAAAUCGUAUAAAGUGUGUGAACUGUGGGAGUAAUUGCCACAAUUAUUAAAAGAUGAUCCUAAAUAUAGCAGUAGACAUAUGUACACCAGAUAUUAUGGAUUGCAUUAUAAAUGCAUGUAUAACUUCUAUGUAUAUAACUAAAAUAAAGUGGAGUGAUGACUGUUGUAAAUAACUAAUUGAUUGUCCCUUGAACAAGCUUGUCAGCCAGUGGUCAUAAAUUAUCAUAUAAUUUUGAUUUGUUCCAACAAGACUCCUGGUGACCAUUUAUGUGUCGGCUACAACAUUAAGGACAGGAAUACGAAGCCGAGCCCCUUUGAUAAGUUUGUGAAACACUACCCAACUAGCUAGUUCAUUAUUAGAGUUGAGUAACAUUAGUUUGAUUUAUAUAUUUGAUAGUGUUAAUUUGUCAAUAUUUGGGUGAUCAAAUUUAUUUAAUGAAACAAAUUUACAAUAUUCCAUGGUAGCAAGGACAAAAAAUGUUUUGUUUUGGGCCAUUACUUAUGUUUUCACAGUAUUGGUAUGAACCAAUUAAAUAACACGCACGUUUCUCCACACGCAUUUAUCACUCGUCUAACACCAUUGGAUAUCUUUUUCUUUUAAUUGAAACUAUUGUAUGUGUAAAAAUCUUUAAUGAACUUACAAGUAUUUUACAUUUUUGCCUACAAAAUAAUUUUGUAUGCAUUUUGUCAGAGUUCAUAUAAUUAUAUAGGAACCAGUUCAUAUAAUUCUAACAAGAUUAAUAUUAAAACUGUAUGGUGCUGAAUAUUUAUCCAGAACAAAAUGGCAGAAUGGGGGAAACAUUUGACUGUUUUGUAGCUAAAGAUGACAUGUAAGUGAAGUAGAUACCAGAGAUGUAAUCAUCAUGUUCACUACUUUGUCAAGAUGUUUUAUGUAUCACAAUAAUUUACAUUAAAAGAUAAUUAUCCAAAGUUUUUUUUACAUUUUAAUACUGUAGUUAAGCACAAACAUUAUUUUUCCCCUGAUACUGUAUGAAAGAGGUUGUGAAAUAGUUAAAUUUAAGUAGUAAAAAUAUAUACAUUUUUUCUGAACUCUAGAAUUUGUCUUUCAAAUCCAUACAUCUUUUCUGUUUCUGUUAAGUUUUUUGAGAGUAAAAAGUGAAUAUGUAUAUACUGUAUUGUUAUUAUCAAGAUAGUAUAAUAAUACAGUAUAAAAACACAAUUUUGUUUUAAAUGUGAUAUUUAAAUAUAAUGUUCAUAUGUUAAAAGUAACAUGGCUUAAUUAAUGAGGAAAGGCUUUAUAGUUUCUGAGCUCAGCUUCAGUAAAGACUCAAACUGAAUUUGAAAACUGUUAUUUACAAGCCUAAGGAAAUACAAUACUUUGUAGCUACAUAAUUAAGUGAAACUAUGAUUACAAGUCUAGAUUUUUUAUUUUUAAGCUAUUUUUCAGAGCACAAAGACAAUACUGUACCAUAAUUAUUGACUAAAGUUUGUGUUAAAUGUUUAUUUGCAUUACUUUAAUGUUACGAGCUGUAGUAAAGUGUAUUGGAAAAACCCAAUGUUCAAGUGUAUCAUUUUAACAGAUACUUGGGUAUAAGUUAUGACUUUGUUAUUUAGCAUUCACGAUACAAAUACAGUACUACUAUAUAAUUGGAACUGUAUAUACAGCAUUUGCAUGUACUAGUAAGGGCAAAGUGCAACCUUUCUAAAAGGCGGAAAUCCAUUAACUCCAUCUGGGAUUGUAACAGCCAGCAUCUCUUAAACUAGUUCAUGAAGUUGACAGAAAAGCACAAAUGUUAGAUAUGUAAGAGUUUCACACUAGUCCUUGUGUAGCAUUUGCUGCAAAUAACAAAAUAGCUGUUCUAAUGAACUAACGAAAAAUGAACUAUUUUCUAAUGAAAAUAGCUGUAAAGGGGAAGCUAUUGAGUAAAAUAUUAUGGUGGACAGCAGCACUGUGACUACAGCAGCACCAGCACGUCUCCCCAUCAUGGUUUCUUCCAUAUUUCUUAUGGAAUAUAAGUGUGUAAACUUGUCAGUUUUAUCCUAUAUAGUCGUAAAUUAUUAGUAAAUUAGUAAGAUGUAUAAGCUUAAUAAACAUUUUGCAUUAUACAGCUCUGGAAGCUUUGACAAGUCUUCUCAGAUACUAUAAAUUAGGUUGCCAUAAAAUUUUUUAAAUUAUUUCCAGGAAAAUUUAGGGGAUAUAAUUUAGCUAUUCUAUAUCAGAACAGUCAUCACUUGAUUACUUUUAACACUACUAAUAAUGUGAUAAAAGGCAAUUUUGUCUAAUUAUGCUUGUUAAAUAUUAGACUUGUUCUUCAGUAAAAAAAAAAUAAUAAUCAGAAAAUUGUAAGAUUGUGAGUCGUGUUCCCAUAAAUUGCCAGAAAGUUAAUGCAGGUCAAAAUGUCAAAAUGAGAGGGAAGAGUUUGGUGGUGAUAAAGAAGGACCAGGACAAUGUGGCUACGUGAGCGUUCUGGAGGUGUUUGACCUCGUCAGGUUAAGUGCCCUCAGUAUACUUUGUCUAAUAUAAAAACAUUAGUCAAAAUAAAUUGGUAUAACAUUAAGCCACUUGGUCUUUGGCCAAACCUCUAUUAUAUAAUAAAUAUAUAACAAACAUA
This is a messenger RNA of Procambarus clarkii (red swamp crayfish), 4005 nucleotides long. It is a transcript of the gene pelo, whose product is annotated as protein pelota. Gene Ontology annotation, biological process: ribosome disassembly; nuclear-transcribed mRNA catabolic process, non-stop decay; nuclear-transcribed mRNA catabolic process, no-go decay. Lineage: Eukaryota; Metazoa; Arthropoda; Malacostraca; Decapoda; Cambaridae. Gene Ontology annotation, cellular component: cytoplasm. The record is from RefSeq and is a predicted model, not a curated record.